Molecule: messenger RNA, 1224 nt
Organism: Monopterus albus (swamp eel)
Lineage: Eukaryota; Metazoa; Chordata; Actinopteri; Synbranchiformes; Synbranchidae
Product: chitinase-3-like protein 1
Exons: 9
Coding region: 1-1224 (407 amino acids)
Biological process (GO): carbohydrate metabolic process
Cellular component (GO): extracellular region
Molecular function (GO): chitin binding
Source: RefSeq, a predicted model, not a curated record
AUGAACUUGGAUGUUAAGAUUUAUUUUCAACCUAAUAAUGACCAAGUUUCUCACUUUGAAGGUCUGUGUUUGACCAUCGCCAGCAUAGCCUCAUCCUUCAGGCUGGUGUGUUACUAUAACAGCUUGGCUGAAAACAGAAAGGGGGACGGGAAGUUCACAAUUUCAGAUGUUGAUCCAAACCAGUGCACCCAUCUGAUCUAUGCUUUUGCUGACAUCAACGAUGUGAAUGAGCUGGUUCCCAGCAAUGCAACUGACUUACAACACUAUCAGUCCUUUAAUGGUCUCAAAACCAGAAAUCCACAACUUAAAACCCUGUUGGCUGUUGGAGGAUUGACCUUCAAAACAGAAAAAUUCAGUAUGAUGGUGUCAACACAGCGAAACAGAACAACGUUCAUCCAGUCUGUAAUCACACUACUGAGGAACUAUGGGUUUGAUGGGCUGAACCUGGACUGGAGAUACCCUAGAAGAGCACGAAGCCGACCAGAAGACAAGCAGAAAUUUACACUGUUGUGCAAGGAGCUCAAAGACGCCUUUGUGGCUGAAGGGACAAAAACUCAUCGUGACAGAUUAAUGGUCACUGCCAGUGUUUCUGCUGAGAAAGCGGUCAUCGAUGCCAGUUAUGAAGUUGCACAGAUUGCCAUGAACCUGGAUUUCAUUAAUGUUCUGACAUUUGACUUUCACGGAUGCUGGGAGAAUGUCACAGGACAUCACAGUCCCUUAUACCAGGGAUCCAAAGACAAAGGAGACAAAAUCUACUCUAACACUGACUAUGCCAUGCGGUACUGGCGGGACCAGGGAGCACCUACACAAAAACUAAACUUGGGACUAGCAGCGUAUGGGCGAGCUUUUACCCUCUCCUCUGCAUCCACUGAUGUUGGAGCACCAGUUAGUGGUCCUGGUGAAGACGGCUGCUACACUGAAAAAGAUGGCUUCUGGGCAUAUUAUGAGACUUGCCUAUAUCUUGAAGGGGUUACAGUCCAGCUGAUUACGGACCAGAGUGUUCCAUAUGCCACCACAGAAAAUCAGUGGGUUGGAUUUGAUGACAAAGAUAGCCUUGACAGAAAGGUCAGUUACCUUAAAAAAAACAACAUUGGAGGAAUCACUGUCUGGUCUCUGGACCUGGAUGACUUUACUGGACAGUUCUGUAAACAAGGCAAAACCCCCAUCAUUAACCACCUUCAUUCCCUCUUGGAUUCAGGUAAACAAAAUGUCAAAAGAGUCUAG